GAAGCCAAAGGUACUCCUGCAGAGUUCAGUUCCACCACUGACUUCAUUAGAAGUUGUAAAAAAAAACAAAAAAACAAGAACUCUGAGGUUACCAGUUUUCUACCUAUUUUGCCAUGGGCCAUUUAUUUUUCUUAAGGUGGUUCUUGCUCUUUAUAGUGGUUACUAACAUGGAGGCUCAACAGAAAACAUUAAGUAUUGAAACAAAAUGUCUGGGGAGUGUCAUGCGGAUGGAUAUCGGUCCUGUUGUUGGAAAAGUUUUGGAAGUUGCUGCUGUCAUAAAUAACACUGCUGUUGUUGUUUCACCACAUCUGGCAUCGCAGUGUGGCUUCAGCAUGAAGACAAGGCCGGGCAAGAUCUUGACUUAUGUCUCCCUCCAAAACUGUUUUGCCCAAAAUGUGGAUGAUAAAACGUUCACCACUCCAUUACAUCUUCGACUCCAUGGGAGCCACUCUGCUGAUGAGUUGUACCAAGUGGCUGAAACCUGCCACUAUGCCGCCUGGGCCUCAAGGGAAGUCAUCUGUACUCAUAACUACAUGGAGGUUUCUGUGAAAAGGGCUGCUCCCCAUGACUACACUCUACCUGAACAUCCCAUCCAACAGACAGGCCCAAAGCCUGCUACUUCUCGACGAGCUGCAGAGAAGAUCUCUAUAGACACUGGCUUUAAAAUUACAACUGUUGUGCUCUACACUCCUGCUGGAGAGAAGCAUAUGAGUGUGGCCGACAUUCAGAGAAGUGGGUAUGGGAUCAGUAAUACUCCUACAAGGCUGGUUCUACGAAGCCCAAUGAUGGCACCGGAAACGUACACCCAGAAUGUAGCACGGAUCCCUAUGAGGGUUUUUAAAACUUCAACAAUCUUUGAAAAACAGUGGUUGGCAACUCAAAUUGAUGCAGCAGCUGCUUGUCCACUGCAAGAAGGUAGUGUCUUCUUCUCUUCUACCACAAUCACCUGGUAUCUGCCCAGGCAAAUCAGCCCAAUGAUGUCGUCCAGCCAUUUCAAUCUGUUGGAGGUACACUUUGGAAUUGACGGACAAAGGCUCAGCGCUGCUGAGAUGCAGGCCAAUCACUACUCCUUAUCUCUGAAUGACCUCUACAUUGUCACUCAAAUUCCUGUUGGAGCUGUUGGCGGCUAUUAUAAGAGUCAUGUUCAACAUAAUCAUUACUACAUCUCUUAUGUGAUUGAGCCCAUGCUUGAGUUGCUCUGGACUGAAGACUCUGCUCAUGAGCACACGAGAUACAAAGUACUCUUUCACAUUGAAACACCCUUGGUGCCUGGAUCUCUCCAGCUUACUGACAAUACAGUUCCAGCUGAGCACAUGUUUAAAAUUGUGCUCGGGCAUUUUGCACCUGAUGUGGUUCUAGUAAACAUCACCUUCCCUUCGGAGGUUUUGUCUGUGGCUGACUGCAAUGCCAGAGGCUUCAACAUGCUUGAGCACAUCUCUCCUAAUGGCAGCAUGAAGGUCUUUUCUCUUCAAGUGCCCUUCACAGACCCUGCUGUGUCAAAAAUGAAAGGCGAUGGCGUUAUUGUCUUGUCUCUUCACCUGACCUUUGGCUUGCUGAUUCUGGAUAAGUUUGUACCCUUUUCUCACACAGCCUAUGUGGAAACUGUUUUAAAUGACAUGGUUUCACCUUCUGUCAGUGGAGUAUGUGAUCAUCAGAACUUUUAUAUCCUUGUGAAAUACGGAACCCGAGGCUUAAACUUCCAGACCACAAUAGGAAAGCGGCCGAUGACCCCAAGUUUGGCUCAGGAUUACCACUACAUGGAGAAUGGGACACAUUUCAGCUUUGUUGUACCAUUUUCAUCCCCUGAUGUCGCAGUUGAGGCUAUUGCAUCAUCCUCCCUUACAAGCCGACUUGAUGUGGUUUUAAGUAAUCCAGAGAACAAUGAUAACAUUAAAGACUUCUCUUUAGUGUGCAAUUUUCCAUUGGCACUGACGGAGUGUUUUCCCAAUGGAACAAUGACUGCCCUGGCUAUAAAACUGGAAUCGGUUCCUUCUCUGAACCCACGUCACCUCACCCUGAAAGACCCCACCUGUGGCCCCAUCCACAGCAAUGACCACUAUGCUCAUUUUAUCUUCACUGUGAAUUCCUGUGGGACUACAAGGAAGUUUUUGCCCAAUGCCAUGUUGUAUGAAAAUGAGAUCUCGCUGCCAGAAGGGAUUCAAAAAGCAACAACAGGAUCUGACUCUGAGGAACCAGAAUAUGAGUUGAAGAUUUUAUGCUCUUAUGACAUCAACACAAGCCGUGCAGUGGCCUUCAACACCAGACUUCGCAGGAGUGAACCAUAUGCUGAAAACUCAAAAGGCCAGCUACAAAUUGAAAUGAGGCUGGCUUUGGACAACUCGUACAGCGAGUUCCAGCAGCUUGAGGAUUACCCCAUAGCAAAAUAUCUACAACAGCCACUCUACUUUGAGGUGCAGCUGAAGUCUACAAACCCUCAAGUAUCACUGGAGUUGGAGAACUGCUGGGCAACACAGGAUGAGGACAGGAAUUCCCAACCCAGAUGGAAUCUGAUAAUCAAUGGCUGUCCAAACCCAGUGGAUCCAUAUCAGGUGGUCUUCCAUCCUGUGUGGCCUGAUGCCAGAGUUCAGUAUCCAUCUCAUUUUAAGCGCUUUGAGGUCCAGAUGUUUGCUUUUGCGGAAAGCCAAGAUGACUUGAGUAGCCAGCUCUUCGUCCAUUGUGAUGCUGUGAUCUGUGAUGCCAAAAAUCCCCUUGGUGGAGUUUGUAGUGGGCAGUGUCCAAACCCAGAAAAUGGGACAAAAGGUCAAAGACGUGAUGUUUCAGAUGUUCAUGGUUUCAAAUAUGUAUCUGUGGGACCAAUAAACCUAAGCCAAUAAACUUUUCUUUUUUUAAAAAAAAAAA
Molecule: messenger RNA, 2859 nt
Organism: Melanotaenia boesemani (Boeseman's rainbowfish)
Lineage: Eukaryota; Metazoa; Chordata; Actinopteri; Atheriniformes; Melanotaeniidae
Exons: 21
Coding region: 114-2834 (906 amino acids)
Source: RefSeq, a predicted model, not a curated record